AAGCCGACAACAUUUUUGGUCAGGCGUUGGAAGGAGGAAAGUAACGGUUUUAGCCUCUUUUUGUUCGUUUGUUCGGUUUUAACGGGACUCUGUGCCGGUUCUAGUUCUUCUACAGGACGAUGAAGACUCUGCUGCUGCUCUUCAUCAACGUUUCCCAGCAUGCCCUGGCUGUGGUGAUGGAGGUGUAUGCAGGAGAAAAGUCCAUCCUGCUGCCCUGUCGGUUCCCAGGUCAUAUACCUGAGGACGAUCCUGCAGUGAUGUGGACUCGCAGUGAUCUCGACCCCAAAUCUGUCCACCUGCUCCAAAAAGGAGGAGAUGAUCUUAGAGGACAAAACCAGCGUUACAGCGGACGCACAUCAGUGAGGUCUGAUGCUCUAAAAACUGGAAACUUCAGCCUCACUCUGAGGAACCCACAACUGACUGACAGCGGCAGCUACACCUGCUCCAUCAGUGAUGGAAGACAAGAACAGAGACUGACAGACAUACAGCUGCAGGUCAAAGACCAGCAGGUGGAGGUGAAGGUGGAGGAAGGCUCAGAGUCUGUCAUCCUGCCCUGCAAAACAACACCUGACCUGCCCGAGGACACCAGGGUGGAGUGGACUCGCUCUGAUCCAGACCUCGUGUACAUAAUCCAAAUGAAGAUGAAUGAAGACCUGCUGAGAACUGGAGACCGCAGUCUGACCCUGAAACAGCCCACACAGAGAGACUGUGGAGAAUACAUCUGCACCAUCUACAGGGACAAAGACAUCCUGAAACAGAAAGUAGUGCUGCAGGUCAAAGAACCAUUUCUAUCCUGGGCCACAGCUUUCCUGGUUUUACUGGUUCUUGUUCUAGUUGUUUCUGGAGGUCUUUUAUUUUGUUUCUGGCACAAUUUCAUGUCACUCUUUCAGGGGAAGGUGGAGGUGGAGGAGGGAGCAGAGUCUGUCCGGCUGCCCUUCAAAACCACAAAAAACCUGCCUGCUGAUGCAAAAGUGAUGUGGGAACGUUAUGAUGAAAGAAUGAUGGUCUACGUGUUCUGCAGGGAGCCUGAUGAGACAGAACAGCACGAGGAUUACAGAGACCGAACAGAGAUGAAUGAAGACCCGCUGACAACCGGAGACCUCACUCUGACCCUGAAACAGCCAAGACAGGAAGACAGUGGAGAAUACAAAUGUUUAGUCUGGAGGAGGGGAGACUUCAUCAGGAAGAAAUCAGUGCUGCUCACAGUCAGAGGUUUGUAACAGGUGGAGGAGGGAGGAGAGGAAGCACAGGUGGAUCCUCUGCAGAUGAGGAGCUUUUAUUGAUGUCACUGCAAUCAUCAAGAUCACAUGAUGGUGUUAAAUUGUUAUUUUUUCUUGUAAAUAUGGAUUUAAUUUAUAACCUGAGUUUUCCUUCACCCGACCUUUGAACCUGUUCCUACCUUUAGUCCUGAUGGCUCAUCAUAGUAAUAAAGGAGCAGUCCACAUAUUCUGCCUAUCAGUACCAUCCCCUCCUGUUUGCAAGUCCAGUCGGUCUUUGCUGUAUAAAUAGUCCUGCCCUCCACUCUGUAUGGUCCUCCAUGUAAUUAUCCACAUUUCUCAUCUCUGUCUCACCAUCUGUGCAGUCGGUACUUUUUAAAUAAAGCUCACUUUGUUUUAUUGAUCA
This is a messenger RNA of Archocentrus centrarchus (flier cichlid), 1623 nucleotides long. Its product is annotated as butyrophilin subfamily 3 member A2-like. Gene Ontology annotation, cellular component: external side of plasma membrane. Bases 120 to 1220 code for a protein of 366 amino acids. The record is from RefSeq and is a predicted model, not a curated record. NCBI's taxonomy places the organism in Eukaryota, Metazoa, Chordata, Actinopteri, Cichliformes, Cichlidae. The transcript has 5 exons. Gene Ontology annotation, biological process: T cell costimulation; immune response; cellular response to lipopolysaccharide.